AUGUCUUACUUUUUUAAGGGACUUUCCUCUCUAAGGCCAAUUUCCAACUCCUAUUUCAACUACAACAGACUUGGCCUUAAUGACUUGAACUGUAUACAGACCCGUGGUUUUGGAAGCGGUGACAUCCAGGCGGUCGCAGCAAGGAUUAAAUCAGUGAAAUCCAUUCAAAAGAUUACUAAGGCAAUGAAGAUGGUUGCAGCCUCAAAACUUAGAGCAGAUCAGAGAAGACUUGAAAUAGGGAGACCUUUUUCUCAACCUUCUCAGGAUGUGUUGAACUUGCUACCAAUCUCAACUACAGAAACGGGCCAUAAAGACACAGCCUUGGUCAUAAUGGCUUCAGACAAGGGUUUGUGCGGAGGUAUUAACUCCUCGGUUGCGAAAGCUACCCGAAAUCUACUUCAAAACGUUGACUCACAGUCUUCAGCAUACUCUUUGUAUGUUAUCGGAGAGAAGGCUAGGAGCGCUCUCCAGAGAAACUACCAAAAAAUGUUCAAAAACGUAUUCACUGAACUUACAAAGACGCCAUUUAACUACGCAAAAGCAGCGUACAUUGCAGAGCUUCUUCGCAACGGGAACCAUGACAAUAUAAAAAUUAUUUAUAACCAUUUCAAAUCAGUAAUAAGCUACGAAACUCAAGUGUUGGAUGUAUUAACUUGGAAACAAUACUCAUUGAUGAAUAAACGGGAAUUGAACGUUUUUGAGACUGAGCCGGACAUUGGGAAAUUCUACCCUGAUUUUUACGAGUUCUACUUGACUUCUUGCAUCUACGGUUGUAUGCUAGACUCCCUCGCAUCAGAGCAGUCUGCAAGAAUGUCUGCUAUGGAUAACGCAUCCUCAAACGCCACUGAUAUGCUCAGUAAACUAACCCUAAAGUAUAACAGAGCCAGACAAUCCAAGAUAACUCUGGAACUAAUAGAAAUCAUCUCGGGAGCCAACGCUCUUUAA
Theileria annulata is the source of this 945-nucleotide messenger RNA. RefSeq names its product ATP synthase gamma chain, mitochondrial precursor, putative. The record is from RefSeq and is a predicted model, not a curated record. NCBI's taxonomy places the organism in Eukaryota, Apicomplexa, Aconoidasida, Piroplasmida, Theileriidae. Gene Ontology annotation, biological process: proton motive force-driven ATP synthesis. The coding region runs from base 1 to 945 and encodes 314 amino acids. The transcript has 6 exons. Gene Ontology annotation, molecular function: proton-transporting ATP synthase activity, rotational mechanism.